CGCGCUUUAAGGGAGCAUGCGCAGAGCUGCGCCCUUUGGUGUUGUGUGGGGCGCCGCCAUCUUGUCCUGGUCCCCGUCCUCCGCCGAGCUCCGCCGCCGCGAUGCCGGACGAACCGGACUUGGAGGUGUAUAAAACACCGCCGAGCCGCACUCCGGUACGGGAGAGCACUUCGACUGUGCCCAACCCGGUCACCUUCAUCCAAACCGCCUUCAACUAUAUCAUCGAUGCGCCCGUUACCUUCGUACGAGAGUGGAUCGAGCGGCAACAAGCCAAGAACAAGAGCUAUUACUACCACCAGAAGUUCCGCCGUGUGCCCGACCUGAGCGAGUGCAAGGAGGGGGAUUAUCUCUGCUUCUACGAGGCUGAAGCGCAGUGGAGGAGGGACAGGUUGGUGGAUCAGCAGAUCGUGGAGAUAAUCCGGGAAAGGCUCGGUGCGUGCAAGCACAGGGAAGGACCAAACCAGUUUCAGAACUGCGCUAAGGAGGCGGAGCUGCUUGCACAGGUCACCAAAGCCUAUCAGGAGAGAUAUGGUGAUCUUGGUGUCCAUGGAAAUGCCAGGAAGUGUCUGAUGAAGCAGAAGCACAGGAUGAUAGAAGAAAUGAAGGCAAAAGAAAACGCGUCUCAGUAGAUCCGGUUAUGGAAUUAAUUAGCACCUCCCUCAUUGGUGCUUCUCUCAAAUCCUUGUGUUACACCUGUGAACUGUGAUGUUCUAUAAUAAACUUGCAAACCCAAACAUCUGCCGUACCA
Coturnix japonica (Japanese quail) is the source of this 748-nucleotide messenger RNA. RefSeq names its product NADH:ubiquinone oxidoreductase subunit B10 (gene NDUFB10). NCBI's taxonomy places the organism in Eukaryota, Metazoa, Chordata, Aves, Galliformes, Phasianidae. The record is from RefSeq and is a predicted model, not a curated record. Gene Ontology annotation, cellular component: respiratory chain complex I.